AUGCACCGGAAAGCGACGAGCAAGCCGAUGCGCGCGAUUAUGGGCCGGAUAAUUGAAAAUUAUAAGGAGUGGCUCGAAUAUUUUGUAUUCCCGGAAGAGGUGAUUGUAAACGAGCCUGUGGAAAGGUGGCCCCUCUGCGAUUGCCUCAUCUCAUUCCAUUCUACAGAAUUCCCUCUUCACAAAGCUAUCGCCUACCGGAAGCUCCGGAAGCCGUACGCGAUUAAUGAUUUGCAACGACAAUACGAUUUGCUUGAUCGUCAAAAGGUGUUUGCGACGUUGGCGUAUCAUAGAAUCUGCCACCCGAGGCAUGGAGUGGUCAUUCGCGAUGGUGUUAGUGAUAAAAAUGACCUCGUCGAACACCCCGAUCACAUCGAAGUCAACGGCAUGGUGUUCAACAAGCCGUUCGUCGAAAAGCCCCUCUCCGCCGAAGACCACAACAUCUACAUCUACUACCCGAGCAACGUGGGCGGCGGCAGCCAGCGGCUGUUCAGGAAGAUCAACAACCGCAGCAGCUGGUACUCCCCGAAAAGUGAUGUCCGAAAAGACGGGUCGUAUAUCUAUGAGGAUUUUGUGCAAGCGGAUGGCAUUGAUGUCAAGGUAUAUGCGGUAGGCCCGUAUUAUGCGCAUGCAGAGGCGAGAAAAGCGCCGGGCCUUGACGGAAAAGUGGAACGCGACGCUGACGGCAAAGAAGUACGCUAUCCGGUCAUCCUCAGCCACCGCGAGAAGAUGAUCGCGCGAAAAAUCGUGCUGGCUUUUGGGCAAACCGUCUGCGGCUUCGACUUGCUGCGCACCAACGGCAAAUCGUACGUGUGCGACGUGAACGGGUUCAGCUUUGUGAAGACGAGCACGAAAUAUUAUGAGGAUACCGCGAAAAUCUUGGGCAACACCAUUCUCCGGCGGUUGGCCCACAUUUUGUCGAGUCCUGUGCAAAUCCCUGUAUCGUUGCCGCCGCUCUUAGAUUUGGGUCUUGGAGACGAUCCACCACUCGUGUCGACCCCUUCUGGAAAACUUAUGGAACUGCGCUGCGUUCUGGCUGUCAUCAGACAUGGUGAUAGAACUCCUAAACAGAAAAUGAAGGUGAUCGUCGACGACCCCCGAUUCUUUGCCCUCUUCGAAAAGCACGAGGGCUAUAAAAAGACGGAGAUCAAAAUGAAGCGCCCCAACCAGCUGAUCGAGGUGCUCGAGCUGGUGCGCGAGAUUCUGCAGGAGCAACAGUCCCGGCGCAAUGACUUGCUGCACCAGUUGGAGGAGUGCGAGGAACGGGGAGAAUCAUCGCAGAAUGUGGAGCAAGAGCUGGAUCGCGUGGAGGACACUGUGAAGAAAUGGGACCAAAUGCGCUCGGUGCUCGAAAUGUACGGCCACUUCUCCGGCAUCAACCGCAAAGUUCAACUCAAAUACCUGAAGGCCCGCGAUGUCAAGAGUGGCGAAAGCAGCGAAGAAACGAAACAUCAAGCUCCCGCCCUGCUUCUAAUCCUCAAAUGGGGCGGCGAAUUGACGACAGCAGGAAAUCUUCAAGCCGAAGCCCUCGGCAAGCUGUUUCGAACGCUUUACCCGGGAAUCCGAAGGACAGACGGGAAAAGCAGUCCGGAAGAUACGCAAGGAUUGGGCUUUUUGCGUCUCCAUUCGACUUACCGGCAUGAUCUCAAAAUAUACGCAAGCGAUGAGGGGCGGGUCCAGAUGACGGCCGCUGCUUUUGCUAAGGGACUCCUGGCUCUCGAGGGUGAGCUGACGCCGAUUCUGAUGCAAAUGGUGAAGAGUGCAAACACAGAUGGGCUUCUGGAUGACGAUUUUAAUGCGCGCGAUGUGCAAAACGAGCUGAAACACUAUUUACAUCAGGCGUUACAGGUCGAUCGAGAUUGGUCCUACGAAGAUUUUGAAGCGCUCAACCCUAGUGGACUCAAGUCGAUACAGGCUGCUAUGGAAUUCAUCAAGAACCCGAAGAAAAUGUGCCACGAGAUUGCCGACUACGUGAAGCGCAUGUGCGAUGUCGUCCAAUUACACAAGCAAACGAAGCCUCAACGAACGUUGUACCUCAAUGAAUCUUGGGAUCUGUCGGAACGGCGUUGGCGUAAGGAGCUCCGCGAAUUCCAGCGCCCGAAUAAGAACGGCGGCUUUGAGUACGACAUCAGCAAGAUCCCGGACAUCUAUGAUAAUAUAAAGUACGACAUGGAGCACAACCCGGAGCUGUGCGACAACAUUGAGGGCGAGUUCGAGCGCUUUUACCUGUGCGUGAAGGCGAUGGCCGACAUUGUUGUGCCCCAGGAAUACGGCAUCAAGGUGGAGAACAAGAUCCACGUGGCGCAGCGGGUUUGCACGCCGUUGGUGAAGAAGAUACGCAACGAUUUGCAUAGAUGUAUCGCUGACCAGGAGGAGGAUGAGAGUCAGACGAGACUGGAUCCGCGAGCAUCACAAGGCAUCGCUACACCCCUACGACACGUCCGGACACGCCUCUACUUCACCAGCGAAUCCCACAUCCAUACACUGAUGAACCUGAUCCGAUAUGGAGGGUUGUGCUCGGUAGACGACAAAAAGUGGCAACGCGCCAUGAGUUUCCUAUCGACCGUCACCGAGUUCAACUACAUGACCCAGGUCGUUCUAAUGGUGUAUGAGGACAACUCGCAGACGGGCGGCGAUCGCUUCCACAUCGAGCUGCUCUUCUCGCCCGGGCUCUACCCCUGCUUUUUGACCGAAAAGGAACGCAUCUACGAGACGCGCUUCAACUCAAAAUCGAGCAGCAUGAAGAAGAGCGAGUCGAAGGACGAGCCGUCGCUCAACUUGACGGGGACGGCGCGUUCGGAUUCGAGGAGUGAAAGAUCCUCACCAAUCAUGCCCGCGACCACCCUCACCAAUCUGAACGUGCCGACGACGUCGGAGGACACGGUUUCCGUCGCCUCAACGAGUAAUGCUACAGCUCAAGGUCUCGUCGUGCAAGCCCUCGCCAAGCCGCCGGGCCCCGAUUCCGAGGAUGACCUGAAUGAUGGGGAGGCCGUGAAUCUGGUCGCCCUCGACGAGGUCACCAACAAGCAAUAUGUGGCCAGCGAGAAGGAGGCGAUCAGGAAGGGCACCAAGGGCAGCGGUUCCGAGAAGGCCAGUGAAGAUGGGGAUGUGCCGAAGGAUAAGGAAGACUGGAACAAAACGUGGCAAUCCCGUGGUGAGCGCAGCGGUAGCCAGCUGAGCAUCGGCGAUGACCCCGACAAUCAGUGUACGAUCGGCCCCGGAAAGGGCAAAUGGGCGAAGGACCUUCUCGACGAAGCCAAGAAGGCCAUCCAGGCCAUCAAGGAGGAGGAGGAGCCCCCAAAGUCCGACGCGGCCGCCGUCGAGAAUCGCCUUAUCUCCACCGACGUGUUGAUGGGCCGCCUCGACGACAAGGACAAAAAGAAGCCGCUUGGGAGCUUCACCAACACGGCUGUCCUCUCGACGGCCGUCAUUGCCCGCUCAUCCAGUGCUCCUCGUCUACAGACGUACCGGGCCGAGGAGGAGAUCCCCGUGGCUGAAAUCAAGCGCUUCUGGCCGCCACUACGCUCGCUGGAGACGCUGCACGACAGCAUCUCGUUCGACCAGUUCGACCAGUUCCUCGGCUCGCUGCUCAGCAAGACGACCCCGCUGCCGUCACCGCCCAAGACGCCGCUGCCACAGGAGCCCGUCGGCGACGCGUCCACCCCGACUGCACCGUUUCCAGAUACGGAUUCUAGCCGGACA
Molecule: messenger RNA, 3699 nt
Organism: Mesorhabditis spiculigera
Lineage: Eukaryota; Metazoa; Nematoda; Chromadorea; Rhabditida; Rhabditidae
Source: the annotation of a GenBank genome assembly